AUGACCAACUCAGGGCAUGUCCCAAUCCCCAGGCCCAAAGGGGUCCCGAUCCUGGGAAACCUGUUGGAAUUCGACUCUGACGUUCCCUUGAACCGGUUGCACGAGCUAGCAGAUAUACACGGCCAGAUAUUCCGCUUGGUCGUCGCCGGAAACUCCCUCGUGUUCAUUAGCUCCCAAGAACUAGCCAACGAGGUUUGCAACGAAGAGAGAUUCACAAAGUUCGUAGUUUCUGGUUUGAAAGAGCUACGAAAUGGAGUCAGAGACGGCUUGUUUACUGCCAACUACCCAGAGGAGGAGAACUGGGCUAUCGCACAUCGCAUUCUCGUUCCAGCUUUUGGGCCCCUCAUGAUUCGCUCUAUGUUCGAUGACAUGUACGAUAUUGGAACCCAGCUUGUCAUGAAAUGGGCGCGCCAGGGUUCCGAUGUUCCCAUUGUGGUCACGGACGACUUCACUCGCUUGACACUGGACACUGUUGGCCUCUGUUCUAUGGGAAUCCGUUUCAAUUCGUUCUACAGCGAAGACCUUCACCCGUUCAUCAAGGCUAUGGGUAACAUGCUGAAAGUGGCCGGCAACAGGUCCCGUCGACCCGGAUUGGUGAACAGCUUGCUCAGCAACAUACCCACCACUGAGGAUAAGAAGUUCUGGGUCGACAUCGAGUACAUGCGCAGUUUCUCGCAUGAGCUUCUGGCUGCGCGACGGAACCACCCCGUAGACAAACAGGACCUCAUGAAUGCUCUCGUUCUGGGCCGAGAUCCCCAAACCGGACAGGGUCUCAGCGAUGAGUCAAUUGUGAAUAACAUGCUCACAUUUUUGAUUGCUGGACACGAGACUACCUCCGGUGCCCUAUCGUUCCUGUUCUACUUCCUGCUCAAGACCCCGCGCGCGUACAAAAAAGUGCAAGAAGAAAUCGACACGGUUAUCGGACAGCGGAAGGUCAGGGUGGAGGACUUGCCCAAAUUAGCUUACGUCGAUGCCGCCUUGAAGGAAACCCUGCGCAUGAGAAGCACAGCACCCUUGAUGGCACUCCACGCCCAUCCGACCAAAAACGAAGAAGAUCCGGUCACACUUGGAGACGGAAAAUACGUUAUAGGGAAGAACGAACCUAUCGUCGUCGUACUGGGCAAGCUGCAUAUGGACCCCAAGGUGUAUGGCGCAGAUGCGGAGGAGUUCAGACCGGAGAGAAUGCUCGACGGAGGAUUCGAAAGUCUACCGAAGAAUGCAUGGAAGCCCUUCGGAAACGGACUCCGGGCUUGCACCGGUCGCCCAUUUGCAUGGCAGGAAAUGCUGCUCGUGGUGGCCUUGCUGUUCCAGAAUUUCAAUUUCCAGAUGGAAGAUCCGAACUAUGAGCUGCGGAUGACGCAAAUGCUCACGAUCAAGCCCAGGGAUUUUUACAUGGGAGCUACUUUGCGCAGUGGCUUAGAUGCUACUAAGCUGGCUAUGUCCUUGAGUGGUAGUGGUGAUGUGACUACUGAAAGAUCCGUGGCAGUCGUCGACAGCCGUGCAAACAAGUCUGUGUUUGGAAGUACCAGGACCAGACCAAUGCACAUAUUUUUCGGCAGCAAUACUGGAACAUGCGAGGCAUUUUCUCGAAGAUUAACCAACGACGCUGUCAGAUAUGGCUUCUCUGCGGAGGUCAAGCCCCUGGACUCGGCGAUGCAGAAGGUUCCCCGCGACGGCCCUGUCGUGUUCAUAACAGCCUCGUAUGAGGGACAGCCUCCGGACAAUGCUGCACAUUUUUUUCACUGGCUCAAUGGUUUGGAAGGAAAUGAGCUAGAAGGCACCAAAUUUGCCGUGUUUGGCUGUGGUCAUCAUGAUUGGCAGUCUACUUUUCACCGUGUUCCAAAGGCUGCCGACACUCUGAUUGCUCGGCAUGGUGGAACUCGAUUAUGUGACCUUGGACUCGCGGACGCAGCAGACGCAGAUAUGUUUAGUAGUUUCGAUAGCUGGGCCGAGUCUGACCUUUGGCCUGCCAUCGCGUCGAGUCUCGGCGAGCUCAUGAGUAGAGAAGGUCAAAAGUCGGCCCUGCAGGUCAGAGUUAGCUCAGGUGUACGACCUUCGACUCUAGGCCUUCAAUUGCAGGAAGGGACCGUCCUUGAGAAUCAGCUUCUCACAGCACCGGGAGUCCCAGAAAAGAGAAUGAUUCGAUUCAAGCUACCCUCAGACAUGGCUUACCGCUGUGGCGACUAUCUUGCCGUGCUCCCCAUUAAUCCCGCCAAUGUUGUCCGCCGCGCGAUUCGUCACUUUGGCCUCUCGUGGGAUACCACGCUCACGUUGGCUUCCAAUGGCACUGCCAGUAUUCCCUUGGGGACACCUAUGUCGGCGUUUGACCUGUUUUCGACAUACGUCGAGCUCUCCCAGCCAGCAUCCAAGCGGGACCUGAAUAUCUUGGCCGAUGCAGCCCAUGGAGAUGCGAGCACGCAGGCGCAACUGAGGGAUUUUGCGUCCGAUCCCACCACGUUCGCGGAAGAGAUUGUGAAGAAACGAGUGAGCCCACUAGAUAUUCUCACUCGUUAUCCUUCCAUCAAAAUUCCCCUCGAAGAGUUUUUGAUCAUGCUUCCACCAAUGCGUGUGCGCCAAUACUCCAUUUCGUCUUCGCCUCUGCCAAAUGCAUCCGAGUGCACCAUCACAUUCUCUGUGAUUAACACCGCACCCACCGCAUCCGCCCCUCAAGAUCACCAGGGAGUUGCAUCCAACUACCUUUCCGAGCUGAGACCCGGCGAACGCGCUCAAAUCGACGUUCGUCCAUGUCAUUCGGGCUUCCGGCCUCCCCUGGACCUAGAGACACCCAUGAUCAUGAUAUGCGCAGGAAGCGGUCUUGCUCCCUUCCGCGGCUUCAUCAUGGACCGUGCCGAGAGGAUCCUUGGACGUCGCAACAACCCCGGCUUCGAAGCAGGCAGCAAAGAACCCGCCAAAGCAAUCCUGUACGUUGGCUGUCGCACAAAAGGCAAAGACGACAUCUACGCCACAGAGCUAGACGCCUGGGCCCACCUGGGGGCUGUCGAAGUAAGAUGGGCCUACAGUUGUCCAUCGUCCCCUGCUGAUCCCUCUGCCGGACCCUCCUCACCCGUUCUAGCCUCAAGCCCACAACGCUUGGCCGAAAGCUUGGACCGCCGCCAGCACGUCCAGGACCUGAUGGUAGCGCAGGGAGACGAAAUAUCUGAGCUGAUGGAUCACGGCGCGAGGGUCUACGUGUGUGGCGGUAUUGGGGUGGCCAAUGGCGUGCGCCAGGUUUUCAAGACCAUUUACCUGAAACGGGAACGAGACGCCGUCCGUCAAGCGAUGGAACGUGGCGAAAAUGUCACCACCGAGGCUGACGAGGACGCACUGGCCGAAGCAUACCUCGACGGUCUGAAAGUGAAGGAGAGGUAUGCGACGGACGUUUUCACUUGA
Molecule: messenger RNA, 3390 nt
Organism: Aspergillus candidus
Lineage: Eukaryota; Fungi; Ascomycota; Eurotiomycetes; Eurotiales; Aspergillaceae
Product: bifunctional cytochrome P450/NADPH--P450 reductase
Exons: 5
Coding region: 1-3390 (1129 amino acids)
Cellular component (GO): cytosol
Molecular function (GO): flavin adenine dinucleotide binding; aromatase activity; NADPH-hemoprotein reductase activity
Source: RefSeq, a predicted model, not a curated record